This is a messenger RNA of Cuscuta campestris, 1149 nucleotides long. Lineage: Eukaryota; Viridiplantae; Streptophyta; Magnoliopsida; Solanales; Convolvulaceae. The record is from the annotation of a GenBank genome assembly.
UUAGAUUUAUUUGGACAUCUAAUUUAAUUUUAUGAGUUUCAGAAAAUAUUUACUCCCGUAGUAUUUUUCUAGAACUGUCUGGGGUGAGCGUGGUUCAUCCGGUAUAUGUAUAUCUCUAUUGCUUGUGUGGAUGUAUGAUAUGCAUGGUGGAUGAUUGUGGCUAUAGUUUAUUUGAUUAUAAUACGGCCUGCGUGUCGUGCCUUAUCUCUUAAACUCUUGUUGUAAAUCUAUUUCUCUCUUACCUCAACCGAGAAUUCUUUUCUCACGUGGUGGUAAUAAGUUGGGGUCAUCAAUGACAAGUCGGAUGAUUUUACUCACUCAUCCAGCCAGGAGUUGGAUCUUUAUGAUUUAAUUGGAACUCUAUUCCUAACCAAAGUAGUCUGCUUGUAAGACGUGCCUCAGCCAAUUACAAAUGGCAAACAACAACAACCCUUUCAACCUGCGUUACAUCCUGGAAAACAACAAGUUAUCUGGGACCAACUUUCUUGACUGGGAGAUGAACCUUCGAAUCGUUCUUAACUGUGAGAGGAAACUCUACAUCCUCGAAACGGAUCCUCCCAAGACCCCUGAUGCUAAUGCUCGUGCGUCCGAACUCACUUCCUUCAAGAAGUAUGAGAACGACGCGCGAGAUGUAAAGUAUGACAGCGGAGCUCCAAAGGCUCCACGCGGACAUGGAAGUGCGUCCUAUGAUACAAUGCUUAAGAGACCUUUACGAGGGUCAACCCCAAAACUCAGGUAUUUACGUUAUCGAAGUCAAUAUGUCUGAUAUCACCUCUUGGGUGAUGGAUACUGGAUGUGGUUCUCACAUCUGUACUUCUAUGCAGAACUUGCAUGAAUGUAGACAAUUGACGGAGGGAGAGAUACAACUAAAAGUCGGCAAUGGCGCACUCGUCUAUGCAUUGGCCGUCAGAACCUAUAGUUUAUCUCUAUCUAGUGGUCUAAUAUUGCAUUUGAAUAAUUGUCUGUUUGUACCUAGUAUGAGCAGAAACAUCAUUUCUGUAUCCUGCCUUGACAAAGCAGGAUUUUCAUUCGUUGUAAAAGACAAAACUCUUUCUGUCUUUAGAAAUGAUAUAUUUUAUGCAAGUGCAAAAAUGACCAACGGUCUCUAUGUCCUUGACAUGGAUACCACAAUAUAUAACGUAGAUGUUA